Molecule: messenger RNA, 1581 nt
Organism: Effrenium voratum
Lineage: Eukaryota; Dinophyceae; Suessiales; Symbiodiniaceae
Source: the annotation of a GenBank genome assembly
GCGAAGGUCACGGAUUUGGGCACAAUGGUUAUUGAGGGUGUGGACUUCAGCUUUGUGGACUCCGCCAUUAAGAUCCACGACCGCAUGCUGUGCUACCCGGACGCCUUCAAUGCCAUUCAGAAGAUGGAGAUGGAGUUUGGCAAAGCAUCCUGCCUCAACUACAUCCGCGUGUUGGAGGUGAUUUGCAUGAAGGGGAAGGAGCCAGAGCAGUUGUGGAUUCUCAACACCAUCUUGGACUACAUCUUCCAGUUGAAGGAGAUCAACAACCGGGACCUCUCAACCCGCGCCCUGCAAGGUACAUCGAACACUCGUGGGUUGCUUGAUGUCUUCCUCACCAAGCGGAAGAUGAUGCUGUGGAUCACAGAUCACUUGGCCUCGAAGAAUGUUCCGCCUGAGUGGAUCGACGUGAUGAUGGAUCUCCAGACCCAUGCCCAGUUUCGUUCCAAGGUUGCAGUGAGUUCUCGUGGAUCCUCAGCGCCUGCCGACCUCUUUGCAAAGGAGCCCUUCAGCGACAUGAUGAAAGACUUGAAUGCUGCCCUGGAUGCGCACAUCCACAAGUCCAAAAAGAAUGAGGAAGAGGUUGUGGCACCCACCGUUGCCAAGGACUAUCUCACCACCUUCCUGCCCGACGGUGUCGAGCACUGCCCUGAGGACCUUGAGGAAGACUUUUCCUCUCACAUCCUGGUGGACCGCUUCGUGAAGUUCAUUCCAGAAUCCAGAAUGAACAAAGAGCAGUUUGAUGAGGGUGAGAUGUGCCUGCUCUUGGACGGCUCUCGGCAGAUUUCCACCUCCAUGAUGAGCUGCUUUGUUCGUGAUGAUGGCGCUCACUUUGAGAACAAGACGAGGUCAGAGUUCGUGGUGCAUUACGACGAGAAAUCGAUGAAGGCGCGGAAGCACCUCAGCCGCGGCUUGGUGACCUGUCACGAGGGAAUGCAGGUGCUUACCAACGGUGCUUUGAGUUUGCCUGCCAGUCGCACCAGGCUCUACGGUGGAAGCAACAUGUCAACUUCCAUCGGGCCAGUUGUCCUUGAGCCUGUGGAGAACAUGUGGCUGGUGCCAGCUGAGAAGAAGAAGAUCUACGAGGGUGGCAACGCGAAAGUCUUGGCUGGUGGCGGGCUCCCAGACGCUCCUGCCAAGACCCAGCUAUCCGGAGAGCCAAUGACUUACCACGCAAUGCCGGUGAAAUUCUACCGAGAGCUUCUGCAUUCAUUCUGCGCAGGUGUGGUUUUUUUGUUUGUGAUCCAGAUUGGGGCGAUGGCAGCGGUUUUGGCUAAAGUUCCUUGCGUGGCCCUGGUCUACACAGCUGAGCAUGGAGCUGCGUUGCGGGCAAGGCUGACCGAAUUUGUCGUCAACCAGUUCCAGCUGCAAAGCUCGCCGAUUUACCGCAACGGCGAAAAGAAUCAGAAGCGGAAAGAUGAUGGUGAGAGUGGCGAACGAAACCAGACCACCAAGAAAGCCAAGACAGAUAUCAUCGAUGCGUUGAUCAAAAUGCAGGAUGACAAGGUCGCCUUCCUGGUUGUGAGGCCCAAGCCUUGCCCACCGCCAGGUCGCAACGCUGUGGUGACGGUGAUGAAGGCCUGA